AUGGUAUCAUUGGUUUUAAGCUUCGCUGCUUUGAGCAUCGCAAGCCCAUAUCCUCACCCAGUCCCGGAGACUGCCGAGAAUAUUGAAAGAGGCUUGGUGUAUAACCCUAGAAGCUCGGGACAUCGAGCGAACUCGAACAAUGUGAUCAUUAUCACCAAGACAAAAGAGGAGCAAUUGACGGAAGUUUCACGAGGACGCGAAAUUCAGCUCACAAAGCUGGUUCAAGAGCGACUUGUCAUCAUUGAUCAAACACAAAUUGCUCGAGAUAACGUUAGGAGAAAUCAUUUCAGAAAUUUGAACUCGCAGCGGAACACUAUUAUCAUCGUUGUCACUCAAAUUGUCGAUGCUCGGGACACAUCAAGCGAAAACAUUAGAUAUAUGACACAUCAAGUUCAGGCAGAUAACCAAGCCCGUGAUACUCAAUUUGUUAUGGUGCAUCAAGCUCAACAAAUGACUAUCAAUGGUGCAUCCCAAACAGGGUCUUUACCUCAAGGCACUGGCUUUCCGGCUUCCUCUUCCGUUGAGACGUAUGAUCCCAAUGCUGCACCAUCGGUAUCAAACGUUAGCCAAAUCUUACCGGUAAACGCAGCAGCUCCAAGUUUUGCCGCUGUAAACCAGUUCAAAGAUCCAGCGAUGAUCAUCGAGGAGAACCAGAUGGCGGUUGUGAAUUUUGUGAGUGCCAGGGGAAACUGA
Sclerotinia sclerotiorum 1980 UF-70 is the source of this 693-nucleotide messenger RNA. RefSeq lists its product with no specific name. The transcript is spliced from 3 exons. The record is from RefSeq and is a predicted model, not a curated record. Lineage: Eukaryota; Fungi; Ascomycota; Leotiomycetes; Helotiales; Sclerotiniaceae. Bases 1 to 693 code for a protein of 230 amino acids.